This is a messenger RNA of Myotis myotis, 1784 nucleotides long. It is a transcript of the gene RNF175, whose product is annotated as ring finger protein 175. Bases 252 to 1235 code for a protein of 327 amino acids. NCBI's taxonomy places the organism in Eukaryota, Metazoa, Chordata, Mammalia, Chiroptera, Vespertilionidae. The record is from RefSeq and is a predicted model, not a curated record. Gene Ontology annotation, molecular function: ubiquitin protein ligase activity; metal ion binding. Gene Ontology annotation, cellular component: Golgi membrane; endoplasmic reticulum membrane. The transcript is spliced from 9 exons.
CAGGGUCGCACCGGCCGUGCUGGCGGCGGCCAUCUCCAGCUCCCCUCCUCUGGAGGCGGCCAGAGCGGAGCGCAGGGCGAAGGGGCGGGCGCGCCGGGAGGCUCCCCGCGCGGGGACCGGGUGCCGCACAGCCCGGGGCGGGGCCGCCGAUCCGCAGCCUCCGGCUCGGCUCCCGCCCGCGGCUUCUGCGUCCGAAGGGCGUCCCCUGCGGACUCGCGGAGGCCCUCGGAGCCGGCGCUGGCGGCGGAGGCAUGGCCGCGGGGGCGGCGCGCAAGGCCGGCGCGGGGCUGGAGGCGCCCCCGCAGCGCGAUCAGAUCUCUCACACAAAGCUUUCUGCAGAUGAUGAGUGGAACCUGCAGCAGGAGAAGAUGUACAAGAUGCACCGGGGCCACGAGUCCAUGCACGUGGAGAUGAUCUUGAUCUUCCUCUCCACCCUGAUCAUCGCCCAGAUAGUGCUGGUGCAGUGGAGACAGAGGCAUGGCCGGUCCUACAACCUGGUGACCCUGUUGCAGAUGUGGGUUGUCCCUUUGUAUUUCACAAUAAAACUUUACUGGUGGCGGUUUCUGUCCAUGUGGGGAAUGUUCUCAGUUAUCACCAGUUACAUCCUCUUCAGAGCUACGCGAAAGCCCCUCUCUGGGAGAACACCCCGAUUGGUCUACAAAUGGUUUCUUCUCAUCUAUAAACUCAGCUACAUAUUUGGUGCUGUGGGUUAUUUGGCUAUCAUAUUCUCAUUGAGUGGACUUCAUUUAUUUUUCAAAGUCAAGGCUAGAGAUGCCAUGGAUUUUGGCAUUGUGUCUCUGUUCUAUGGCCUCUACUAUGGCAUAAUGGGGAGAGACUUUGCAGAGAUCUGCUCGGAUCGCAUGGCUUCUACUAUAGGGUUCUACAGCGACAGUGGGAUGCCCACAAGGAGCUUAUCAGACAGCACCUGUGCCAUCUGUGGACAAAAAAUCAUUGUGGAGCUCGAUGAAGAAGGGCUCAUUGAAAACACUUACCAGCUUUCCUGCAAUCAUGUCUUUCAUGAAUUCUGCAUCCGAGGCUGGUGUAUUGUUGGUAAAAAGCAGACCUGCCCUUACUGCAAAGAGAAGGUUGAUUUGAAGAGGAUGAUCAGUAACCCCUGGGAGCGCACACACAUUUUAUAUGGACAAAUCCUGGAUUGGCUUCGUUAUUUGGUUGCCUGGCAACCCAUGGUGAUAGGAAUAGUUCAAGGCAUUAACUACUCACUAGGGCUGGAAUGAUACAGGAAGCAAGGUGUUGCAUGUUGAAAUGUUUUCAAGUCCUUGAUUCUACAUUUACUAUUGAUAAUCAUUUUUUAAUUUUAGAGAUGAUUCCGAGAGUUUAGAAAACUGAAUAAAAUUUGUGGGUCUACCUAAGGCAAUUUGUCUAUGUGGACAGAAUUUAAAGAACUGAGCAAUGAAAUAAACCAACGAAGUACACUCUGCAUCUUUCCCAUUACGAUUGUCUUCUGAUCCACACAUGUGACACGUGUAUUACAAACACCCCCAAGGACAUCCUUCCUCUGAUUUGGCUGGUAAUGAUCUCAUCUGUUGAGUGUUUCAGUGGUUUGCAAAGCACUUCUCACACAGACCAUUUAGUGAUAAUUAAUACCUUCUGCUCAAUUCAGCAUCUCCAAAGAAGCCGGCAGAGUUGUGAAGUAAUCUGCGGUGGAAGGAUAAGGCCUUUUCUACUCCUCGUGCUUGUGACCACUUGGCCACUUUGGCACCACUAAACCCUCCCAUAGAGACAAUUACUCCUGAAACCUCUACACUAGGUGCCACAGCCCACGC